CGUGUGGAGCAACUGUGUGAAUCACGCGCGUCGACAGCCGUGGUGGAGGUGGCGGAUCCAUAGAGAAUGACUUGAUGCUUUUUAACUCGUUGAUUGGCCAGGGAUUUUCCAGAAGGAGAAUAGAAAUUACUGGCGGUGAGUGCUGGCUAUAACUAGCUUGUGUCUGUGAUUCGGUACUUCUAGGUUCGGCGGCUUUAUGACGGAGAUACCGUUUUUCAAGAAGGGCCAGUUCUAAACCCAUGUCGUGUAGUGCUUACCGCCCAGGGAUGACAUCAUCAAUGACGUCGAGAUCUGUGAUGCUUUUGCUGAUCUCUGCACUAGCACACAUCAGCAUUGGAGGCAUUUACAUACCACGUCGACAAUACAACUUCUUUAUCCCACCGGUGGCGGACACUCCCGAUCUGACCAUCAAAAUCCCCGUCCUGGAGAACUCGGCUGUCCAGUGUGAACCUCGACAGGCCAACUUCUUGACCACUCUGUCCGACUUCGUGGACACCGCUUACGAAAAUAAUGCGAUCGUUCUUCGAUUCAUUGGCAAUGUCAACGCAUCUAUCUCCGAUGAACCUGUCACGUUUGACGUGACGAUCACAUGUGACGCCGACACAGAGAGCAAGAGUCACAACUACUACCGACAGUUCCUCACUACUUCUGUUACCAUCGUGAUUCAAGCCACUCCCACAGAGCUGCCUCCUGAUUUUCACCGAGACACCGUGAGCGGGCAACUCUUCAAUGCGAAUGUGACAAAACAGUUGUGUUUCGGUGGAGAUCUCUUGGCUUACAAUGUGACAGAAAAUGACAAGAAUGUUCGACUUGACGUAAUAUCCGGUUACAGGAAGUUGAUCAUGCCGGAAGGACUGGAGGCUACAUUAAUCCCUAAGCAAGACAACACAGUGGGUCUUUCAGUGGACUCUACCAGCCAAGAAGUCACCCUGAUUCGAGCCUUGGACAGAGAGGAACAAGAGACGCAUACAGUCCCCGUGUUAUGCAAGUUGACCUACAAAGGAAGUGUCUUGUUCAACAAAUCAUAUGACGCCACCAUCCACGUCAUAGAUGUGGACGACAACGUGCCUAUGGCAAUGCAAGGGAGGAAAAUCCUAGUGCCUCUGGACGUCAGGUUACUGAACAAUAACCCAAAGUCAUCUCAGCUGACACUGUUGUCCUAUGACCCUGACUCUCUGGCCCUGGCAGACACUAGCACGUUUGCGGUGACCUUGAACGACAGCGCCACACCUUUCACACUGAAAGCUAGCAACUUCUUUAAGAUACCGAAGUGGAAACAGGAAAGAGACAAAAAAAAACCUUCAGCUACAAUCAUCAGAACAGUACUCCUGCUGAAGCCAGUGAACCCAUCUUUCCUCCCGUAUGUGGUGGACGUAACAAUAGAGGAUCUCACCUACACACCCAGCCUGACAGCUACGCCAAAGAAGAACAUGGCCAUACACCGACUGGUGGUACAGUCUCAGACAAGUGACGAGGUGAUCAGACGAGAUCUGCCCACAAUUCGCAUGGAUGUCGCCGCCACCAGAUACUCACUAGUUGUUCGGUUGGAGGAAGAGCCAGAGAAAGUGCCUACCAAUGUCAGCUACCGCAUAGUGACUUCUAAUCCCGAGGCUCUCAAAAGGGUUUUGGCCGUCACCAACUCUGGUGAUGUCUACGUGAACGAGGUGUAUAACUUGACCCGAUAUAAAGGCAUCAACCCUAUUUUGGCUGUAGUGACCAAAACAGACAGCGGUCAAGAAGUGGAGAGGAUCGCGAUUAGAGUCGAGUUGGCAGACACACUUCGUGAGGGACCCGGAGAUGAGUGCCGUGCCGGCUGCUCUGCGGAGUACAACGAAGAAGACUGCGUGACGUCAUGCGGAUAUGGCGCUAUUUCUGGCCGUUGUUCGUGGCGAGAAGGAGACACUACCAUGUCAGCUAACUACAGCACCUGCACCCCCAAUCUGGACACAUGUCCGGACGGGAUUUGCAGUGAGCUUGAGGUUAAAGAUUUCCUCAUUUGCCCUCAAGACUGUAGUCAAGAAUCUAUGACAGGCCAGCUCUUGCGUUGGCCACUAAACCGCGGAAUCUUCAAAGCCAAAGGACCGUGCUGGUGUGACGGAGAUCGCUACUGUCAGUGCGGACCCCUCAAGCUGCCACCUGGUCACACCAACUACAGUUUCUCAGGAACUGCGGGACACAGAGUUCGAGGACAAGUGGGAGUUCCCGCGACACUGUCUGACCCUGGAACAUGUGCUGGGGGAAGGAGAGUUUGGACAAGUGGUCAGAGCUCAGGCGCAUAUGCUUCGGCCACAGGAGGAGAGCAGUGUGGUAGCUGUGAAGAUGCUAAAGCCGGAGGCAUCUGGAGCAGAAUAUCAAGAUCUGGUGUCCGAAUUUCAGCUCCUCAAAGAAGUAGAUCAUCCCAACGUGAUCAAGCUUCUCGGUGUUUGCACGUUGAAAGGGCCUCUCUACGUUAUAGUAGAAUUUUGCGAGCUUGGUUCGUUGCGCAGCUUUCUGCGUGCGUCGAAGUUCAAGAACAAGGGCAGUUGGGAGGACAAGCAGAGGAGCGGAAAUGACCCAUCGAUGAUCUCUGAGAAAAAUGAAACCCGGAUUUUGACCUUUCGAGACCUGUUUUCAUUUGCCUGGCAAAUCUCCAAAGGCAUGGACUAUCUCUCGGGACUAAAGAUUGUCCACCGUGAUCUAGCAGCCCGCAAUGUCCUGGUGACGGAAGGCAUGAAGAUGAAAAUUUCUGAUUUCGGUCUGAGCAGGGACGUGUACGAGGCGGACACCUACCUCAAAAUGAGCAAGGGUCGGAUUCCGGUCAAAUGGAUGGCUCCUGAAUCCCUGUACGCUCAGAUUUACACUACCAAGAGCGAUAUAUGGUCCUACGGGGUCGUCUUAUGGGAGGUAGUCACUCUAGGUGCAUCCCCGUACCCUGGCAUUCCUCCGGAGAGGUUGUUCCCCCUGCUGAGCACAGGAUACAGAAUGGACAGGCCAGACGACUGUCCGGAGGAAUUAUAUGCAAUAAUGCAAAAAUGCUGGAAGACAGAGCCAGAGCACAGACCCAGUUUCUUCAUGCUGACAGACAUAUUGGACAGCCUGCUACAACAGAACACAGAGUAUCUUGAGUUAGCAGACGAGCACUACUUCACACACAAUGCUGCUAGUGACAGAGGGGACAGAGUUUCGCGUCAUCCCACGCCCUCCUUCCCUGAUGACCGGCACUACGGCAACCUGUGUCCUGUGACCUCAUUGCCGGCCACACAACCCGACGCUUACGUUAGACCUGAGUGGUCGGCAGACGAAUCAGAUGAUGAAUCUCGCCUGCCAGAAUCCUCCAAACUACUCACAGAUCCUCACGCCGAUACGCAGAAGACGAAACAAGCAGAUACAGACAAGUUCAAAGGGGCAGACGACGCGUCUGUGGAUACGUCAUUACUUAACGAUUGCAACACGGACACAACACACAAGCAUAGAGUAUUGGUUCAUGAAAACUUGACUUAUGUAUAAACAUGCCCGUAUUUAUAAAUGUAAAUAUAUUAUUAAAAUUAUCAUUUCAUGGUCAAGUGUUUUGGGUGAAAUGCCAGGUAUGUUCUGCUGAUGACGCAAAUGGUAGUGAAUCUACAUAUUUUUGGUUCACAUACCUUAACAAAUUCAUGUGUUCAGUGCUUAAAGUAGUGCCUUCGAAAGUUUGUCGGCUUUCUUUUCUGAGUGUUUUUUAAAAAUGUUUUUUUUUGUUUCAGCAGAAAGAGCUGGGAAGGAUACUAAGCUUAUGAAAUAAGAAUGAGCUUUAUGAUCAACACUUUUCUCAUCGCUGUUUCGAUUCUGAACUACCAGUCCAUCGUUCUUCUAACUGUUUGAAGAGCCUUUUUUUCGUUGAUUGUAGGAUAACAAUUCUGGACAUGGAAGCAGCGGUUCUGAACUCUGUGUAUUUUGUGGCUUAUUAGCAACCAAAUAUCGAGUGUUCAUAUAUCGAUGCUCUCAAAAAAAGCAGUUUUUAUCCUGAUCUUUCCCCGAUACCCAUCUUUUUAGGCUUUCCAAAUUAGUUUACCUGUGUCUAGCCCUGCCUCGUUUGCCAGUGAGUUUGUUUAUUCGGGUGUCCCAGAAUCAGCGAGCACUACCUCAUUUGAUUUCUUUUUCUUCCAAGAGAUUCUCCACAGCCUCAUGCGAGAUAUUUCUGCUGCUUUUAUUUCAUUUUCAAAGCUGUUGCCUCUAGAAAUUGCCUGCUUUGCUCCAAAAGCAAAAAGGAAGUACUACAAAAGUUUUCCGUUUCAGCCCUCAAAUAGGAGCCUGAUUUGGCCUGAUCGUAUAAAUAUUUUAAAGACCCUCACGCCUAAAAAGCAAGUAAAAAAAAAUCAAAUGUUCACUAUAUUGUUUCUGUGAUGUGAAUCAUCCUGACCAAUGGUAUUUUUCAACUGAGGCUUGCAAUGUUAUUGUAUGUAAAGAAUGCACUUUACCUACAAUAUC
Aplysia californica (California sea hare) is the source of this 4443-nucleotide messenger RNA. RefSeq lists its product as uncharacterized. Gene Ontology annotation, biological process: homophilic cell-cell adhesion; positive regulation of kinase activity; protein phosphorylation. Gene Ontology annotation, cellular component: membrane; signaling receptor complex. Lineage: Eukaryota; Metazoa; Mollusca; Gastropoda; Aplysiida; Aplysiidae. The record is from RefSeq and is a predicted model, not a curated record. Gene Ontology annotation, molecular function: transmembrane receptor protein tyrosine kinase activity; ATP binding; calcium ion binding.